Messenger RNA from Cornus florida, 5235 nucleotides. RefSeq names its product mediator of RNA polymerase II transcription subunit 23. Gene Ontology annotation, cellular component: transcription regulator complex; mediator complex. Gene Ontology annotation, biological process: positive regulation of gene expression; regulation of transcription by RNA polymerase II. The transcript is spliced from 21 exons. The record is from RefSeq and is a predicted model, not a curated record. Bases 216 to 5021 code for a protein of 1601 amino acids. NCBI's taxonomy places the organism in Eukaryota, Viridiplantae, Streptophyta, Magnoliopsida, Cornales, Cornaceae.
GUCCAUGCUGUAUGAACUGGCGAUAUCAAAUCCAAAAAGCCCCCAUUUAACUCUACAGUGGGUGUCGACUAGUCGGCGAAUCUAGAGAAGGGUCUCUCGUCUCUGCCCUUUGCCAAAGUUUUGUUCUUUCGGAAAUUCAUACUCCCAAGUGAGCUCUGUACCAAAGUUGUUGAGAGGUCGGAGAAUUACUGUGGUCGCCCAACCCAACCCAGAAAAUGGAUCAGAGCCAGAGGGCUUCGAGGACUUACCAGUUCCACCCUGCCAGACCCGCCAUUAUCGACCUCUUCAACCUCUACUUAGGAAGAAGUGCCCGCCAAAAGCCAGAAGACUCAAUCCGAGAACCACCGAACAAAACACAGAAGCGUGUAACUGCUCUUAACAGAGAGCUUCCUCCACGGAAUGAACAGUUCCUUUUAGACUUCGAGCAGCUUCAGAGCCAGUUUGCUGACCAGGAGCAAUUGCGUGCUGUAACAGAAUCUGUUCUUAUAUCUAUGGUUAUUCAGUGUAGUUGUCAUGCACCCCGGGCAGAAUUUCUUCUCUUUGCUUUACGUAGUUUGUGCAGUAUAGGUUACAUUCAAUGGGAUACUUUUCUGCCGUCCCUCCUUUCUUCAGUGCCCUCUGCAGAGAUGUCAGUUGGUCAGGGAAAUCAAUUAUUGGCUGCUGUCUCUUCUGCAACUUUAUCACAGUCUGGGCUGUUGCCAUCUUCAAGCACAAUUCCUAAUUCCUCUAAUUUUCAAUCUUCAAAUCCUGCAUCUCCUUUGCCUUCAGUUCAUGGUAUUGGAUCCCCUACUCAAUCAGCAACUGAACCAUCAUCUUGUGCAACUUUGUCAGCAGUAAAAUCAUCUGACAUCAACUCUGUUGGACAGCAAUCUACAGCAAGGAUCAAUUCAUCAAUAAGAGAGAAUGCUAUAAGCAGUCUCCGUCACCUGUGUUGCAAGAUCAUUUUAACUGGUCUAGAAUCCAAUUUAAAGCCGGUGACUCAUGCCAACAUUUUUUACCAUAUGCUAAAUUGGCUGGUUAAUUGGGACCAAAGACAACAGGGGAUUGAUGAAUUUGAUGGUGCAAAAUCUUGGAAACAAGGCAAGGCUCUAACUGAAUGGCUGCACAGCUGUUUAGAUGUGAUUUGGCUGUUGGUUGAGGAUGAUAGGUGCCGUGUGCCCUUUUAUGAACUCUUACGCAGUAGCUUGCAGUUCAUAGAAAACAUACCAGAUGAUGAAGCAUUGUUCACACUCAUUUUGGAGAUCCAUAGGAGGCGAGAUAUGAUGGCUACGCAUAUGCAAAUGUUAGAUCAACACCUUCACUGCCCUACAUUUGGAACCCAUCGGCUUUUGUCUCAGGCCACUGCUAAUAUAUCAGGUGAAGCUGUGACAAGCAUGCGUUAUUCACCAAUUACAUACCCAAGUGUACUUGGAGAACCAUUGCAUGGAGAGGAUCUUGCCGCUUCUAUUCAAAGGGGAAGUCUGGACUGGGAAAGAGCUUUGCGUUGUAUAAAGCAUGCUCUUCGUAACACUCCAUCACCUGAUUGGUGGAAGCGUGUGCUUCUUGUGGCUCCUUGUUACAGGGACAGGAUUAAUGCUCAAGGACCUACUCCUGGUGCUGUAUUUACUUCGGAAAUGAUUUGUGAGGCAACCAUAAAUAGAAUUGUUGAACUAUUGAAGUUGACAAACUCAGAGACACUUUGCUGGCAGGAGUGGCUUGUAUUUUCAGAUUUAUUUUUUUUCCUAUUGAAAAGUGGGUGUAUUGAUUUUGUUGAUUUUGUGGACAAGCUAGUUUCACACCUCACUGAGGGUGAUCAACAUAUUCUAAGGACGAAUCAUGUCACGUGGUUACUUGCACAAAUUAUUAGGGUUGAGCUCGUGAUGGAUGCUCUUAAAACCGACUCAAGAAAGGUGGAAACAACCAGAAAGAUUCUGUCAUUUCAUAAAGAAGAUAGAAGCUCUGAUCCUAAUAAUCCCCAAAGUAUCCUACUUGACUUUAUAAGCAGUUGUCAAAACCUGCGUAUAUGGUCAUUAAACACAACCACCAGAGAAUAUAUAAAUAAUGAACAGCUUCAGAAAGGAAAGCAGAUAGAUGAAUGGUGGAGGCAAGUGCCGCAAAAUAGCAAAGGGGAGCGCCUGAUGGAUUUUAUGAAUUUGGAUGAUAGAUCAAUUGGGAUGUUUUGGGUUGUGUCUUACGCCAUGGCACAGCCUGCAUGUGAAACUGUGAUAAGUUGGUUGACAUCUUAUGGAGAAACAGAUCUGUUACCAGGAUCAAAUUUAAUGGUGAUGAGAGAAGUUUGCCCACUGCCACUAUCAUUAUUAUCAGGCUUCGCAAUCAACUUGUGUUUGAAAUUGUCUUAUCAGAUGGAAGAUUUGUUGUUUUCUGGACAGGUCGUCCCUAACAUUGCGAUGGUUGAAACUUAUGCUAGACUGCUCCUCAUUGCACCACAUACUUUGUUUCGAUCACACUUAAGCCAUUUGACACAGAGGAAUCCCGCCACUUUGAGUAAGCCUGGAGUGUCUCUUUUGGUGCUUGAAAUUUUGAACUACCGCUUGCUUUCACUCUACAGGUACCAAGGCAAAGCCAAAAAUUUAAUGUAUGAUGUCACGAAGAUAAUAUCUACACUAAAAGGGAAACGUGGUGACCAUCGUAUAUUCAGAUUGGCUGAAAACUUGUGCAUGAAUCUUAUUUUGUCAUUGAGAGAGUUCUUUUUUGUGAAGAAGGAAGGGAAGGGUCCAACUGAAUUCACAGAAACCUUGAAUCGGAUAACUAUAACUACUCUUGCCAUUAUCAUUAAGACACGUGGUGUUGCUGAGGCUGAGCAUCUGCUCUAUCUUCAAACUAUGUUGGAACAGAUAUUGGCGACCAGUCAGCAUACAUGGUCAGAAAAAACACUCCGCUAUUUUCCUUCUAUUCUUCGUGAUGCUUUGAUUGGACGCAUGGACAAAAGGGGCUUAACAAUCCAAGCAUGGCAGCAGGCAGAAACAACUGUGAUUAAUCAAUGCACCCAGCUUCUUUCACCUUCAGCUGAGCCUAAUUAUGUCAUGACUUAUAUCAGUCAUAGUUUCCCUCAACACCGUCAAUAUCUUUGUGCUGGUGCAUGGGUACUGAUGAAUGCUCGCCCCGAGAGCAUUAAUGGUGCAAACCUGGGGCAUGUCUUGAGAGAAUUUUCCCCAGAAGAAGUGACAGCAAAUAUAUAUACAAUGGUGGAUGUCCUUCUUCAUACCAUUCAAUUGGAGCUACAACAUGGACAUUCCAUGCAGGACCUUAUAUUGAAGGCUUGCGCAAAUCUGGCAUUCUUUAUUUGGACCCAUGAACUUCUUCCUUUGGACAUUUUGCUUCUAGCACUUACUGACCGAGACGAUGACCCUCAUGCCUUGCGUAUUGUGUUGAGUCUUCUUGAGAGGCAAGAGCUUCAGCAGAGAAUAAAAUUUUACCUUAUGAAUCGUGGCCUGCCAGAGCAUUGGCUUUCCAACGGAAUGUUUAAGCGAGUUGAGUUGCAAAAGGCUCUUGGUAAUCAUCUCUCCUGGAAGGAAAGGUAUCCCCCAUUUUUUGAUGAUUUUGCAGCACGGUUGCUUCCAGUCAUCCCCUUAAUCAUCUACAGACUUAUUGAAAAUGAUGCCACAGAUGCAGCUGACAGAGUUCUACAAUUGUAUUCUACCUUUCUUCAUUACUACCCUUUCAAUUUUACAUUUGUCCGUGAUACACUUGCAUAUUUUUAUGGUCAACUUCCAGGAAAACUCAUUCUCCGAAUACUGAAUGUACUAGAUAUUAAAAAGGUCCCAUUUUCUGAAUCAUUCCCUCAACAUAUUAAUUCAUCAAAUGCUGCAAUGUGCCCGCCAUUGGACUAUUUUGCAACUCUCUUACUGGGACUUGUGAAUAAUGUUAUCCCUCCUCUAAAUAAUAACUCAAAAUCUGGAUCAAUGGGAGAUACUUCAAAUAAUCCAUUGCGUGCUCCGCAUAACAAGAAUCAACCAAUAUCUCAGUCGGGGCCUACAAAUUCUUCUGAAAGCCAGAAAGCAUUCUAUCAAAUCCAAGAUCCUGGCACUUAUACUCAGCUGAUUCUUGAAACAGCAGUCAUAGAAAUUCUCUCUCUCCCUGUCUCUGCAUCUCAAAUUGUAUCAUCACUAAUUCAAAUUAUUGUUCACAUACAACCAACACUUAUUCAAUCCAGCAACGGUCUUCAUGGUGCUCCUAAUGGUGUUGGGCAAGGUUCUGUUUUGCCAACUUCCCCUUCAGGGGGAAGCACUGAUUCCUUGAGUGCGGGCAGAUCAACUCCUUCAGUUUCUGGAAUCAACGCAUCAAACUUUGUUUCCAGAAGUGGUUAUACAUGCCAGCAGUUGUCUUGUUUGCUGAUCCAAGCAUGUGGUCUCCUAUUGGCUCAGCUCCCUCCAGAUUUUCACGUACAACUCUACAUAGAGGCAUCCCGAGUAAUAAAAGAGAGUUGGUGGCUUACGGAUGGGAAAAGGUCAUUGGGAGAACUGGACUCUGCUGUUGGCUAUGCAUUGUUAGAUCCAACAUGGGCAGCCCAAGACAAUACCUCAACGGCCAUUGGAAAUAUUGUGGCCCUGCUUCAUUCUUUCUUCUGUAACCUUCCGCAAGAAUGGCUAGAAGGGACACAUCUUAUUAUUAAACAUCUCAGGCCAGUAACAUCAGUUGCAGUGUUGAGAAUAGCAUUUCGUAUUAUGGGUCCAUUGCUUCCUAGAUUAGCCAAUGCUCAUUCUCUCUUCAGUAAGACUCUGUCUUUGCUUUUAAAUAUCAUGGCGGAUGUGUUCGGGAGGAACUCACAGCCAUCAACUCUGGUUGAAGCAUCAGAAAUAGCAGAUCUCAUCGACUUCCUCCAUCAUGUUGUACACUAUGAAGGGCAAGGAGGGCCAGUGCAGGCCAACAGCAAACCUAGACCAGAUAUUUUGUCUCUCUGUGGAAGAGCAUCCGAAAACUUACGAGCAGACAUACAGCAUCUUCUUUCCCACUUGAAAACUGACGGAAGUUCUUCCAUCUAUGCUGCAACUCACCCGAAGCUGGUUCAGACUCCCUCGUAAAAAUUGUGCCUAUUUAUCAUUCACUGUAACCUGGUUGAGAGAUGGUACUUGCCCUGAAAUUAAGUUGUUACUGCUAGAGAAGGCAUUUCUUUAUGAAGAUUAGUCACAUGUAUUUAUAGUUGAAGGACGUUCUAUUUAUGGUUUUUGCUGAUUUGCAAUGGAUUGUAAAUAUGCUGCUUCUUUUUUAAAAUAAAUUAAUUGAUCUUAGAUGGUA